Molecule: messenger RNA, 584 nt
Organism: Prunus dulcis (almond)
Lineage: Eukaryota; Viridiplantae; Streptophyta; Magnoliopsida; Rosales; Rosaceae
Product: 2-alkenal reductase (NADP(+)-dependent)-like
Exons: 2
Coding region: 186-584 (132 amino acids)
Molecular function (GO): 2-alkenal reductase [NAD(P)H] activity
Source: RefSeq, a predicted model, not a curated record
UCUCACUCUGCAUCCAUUAUAUUAUAGUAAAAGAAAACUGAAACAGCUAGUUUGGUAAAAACUUAAGCAAUUAAUAAAUUCAACUAAUCAAUGGCGAGUGAGGAGGGAGUGAUCAAGAUCAUGAGGAACAAGCAGGUGAUUCUGAAGGACUACGUGUCCGGCUUCCCUAAAGAAUCUGACUUGCAAUGCAAGUGGUGAGCACCGGCAGUAUAAAUUUGAAGCUUCCAGAAGGUUGUGAAGGGGUUUUGGUGAAGAACCUCUACUUGUCCUGCGAUCCUGGCAGUGGCACCCGUUAUGUCAUCAACUCCUUCAACCCCGGUUCGCCUAUAAGCGGAUAUGGAGUGAGUAAAGUGUUGGAAUCUGGGGAUCCCAAGUUUAAGGAAGGCGACUUGGUUUGGGGAAUUACCGGGUGGGAAGAAUACAGUCUCAUCACUGCUACUGCAACCCAGUCUUUGUUGAAGAUUCACAGCACCCACGACGUCCCUCUCUCUUACUAUACUGGAAUUCUUGGUACUAAACAUGAGAGUUGCCCUAAUUUAUAUUCAUUGCUUGAUGCUCAAGGCUCAUGUAACGCCCGACUCUAA